Molecule: messenger RNA, 1628 nt
Organism: Gopherus flavomarginatus (Mexican gopher tortoise)
Lineage: Eukaryota; Metazoa; Chordata; Testudines; Testudinidae
Gene: WDR31
Product: WD repeat domain 31
Exons: 10
Coding region: 140-1174 (344 amino acids)
Molecular function (GO): protein binding
Source: RefSeq, a predicted model, not a curated record
CGGCGCGGCCCCACCCCCGACUCCGGCGUUGGUCGCUAAGGAGCGGAGCUGGCCGGGCAGUUCCCAGAGACUGCCUGAGAUGCUGAGGUUUCAAUGCUGAGCACUACAUGCUGUAUUACGGAGCUGCUCACCUUGGCUCAUGGGGAAACUGCAGAGUAAAAUCAACUGCAGCACCUCCAAAUACAGGCCUGAUGAUCAUGUGGAAGAGGACAGGCCCGCGCAGGCUGUUCAGCAAUACACCCCUGCUCACACUGGCGCUGUCACUUCUGUGGCUGCUCUAACAUCAGAUCUCUGUGUGUCAGGAGGAAAGGACAAGACUGUAGUUGUGUAUAACUGGAGAUCAGGAGCUGUGCUGAGGAGGUUCGUGGGACAUCAACACGAAGUGACUAAGGUGGCCUGUGUCUUUGAAUCCAACAGUUUUUUCAGUGCCUCGCGUGACAAGACAGUCAUGAUGUGGGAGCUACACAGGAACUCAGGGCCGAGCCAGCACUUCCCAGGACAUGACUUGGUUGUAACUGGACUGGCGGUGAGCCCAGACUCUUUACAGCUGUGCACAGGUUCACGGGACAACACCAUGUGCAAGUGGGACAUAGAGACCGGGGAAUGUCUGCAGAGAGCUGCCAUUUCCAGGAAUCUGCAGGUAACACACCUGUGCUGGGUUCCUGCAGAGCCGUAUGUCAUUCAGACGUCAGAGGAUAAAACAAUCAGGAUCUGGGACAGCCGGGAGCUGCAAGUGGCCCAUAGGUUCCCGGUAAAGCAGUAUAUUCAGACCUACUGUGAUGUAAGCCAGGAUGGACGGUACUGCAUCAGUAGCAGCAAUGGCUUCAGUGGGGAGGGCUGCGAAGCCACACUGUGGGACCUAAGGCAGACAAGAAGCCGCGUGCGUGAGUUCAAGGGGCAUUUCCAAACCACAGCAUCCUGUGUCUUCCUUCCCAAGGGUCUUGGUCUGACCCCAGUCGUUGCCACUUCAUCACAUGACUGCAUGGUGAAGAUCUGGAACCAAGACAGCGGAGCCUGCCUGGUCACCUUGUGCCUUGAUGGAUCCGGACCCCUUGCUUCCCUGGCUGUCUGUGACAGCUCCACACUUCUCUGUGCCAGCUUCAACUCGGGAAUUCACUUACUCAGGAUAAACAGCAUUAAAGGGCUGGAGCUCCAGGAGGUGGCAACAUUCUGAUUUGUAGUGACCCUCUCUGCCCCAAACCAUCAUGGUCAAAAUCCAAAGCAGGAAUUGCCUCUCUGGUUAAGAAGUCUCUCGGUCGUUAGUACUCAUUUCCCAGCUGACUAGGUUUAAUGGCCAGGCACCUGUAAUAUCCCUAGCCCCAAAUCAGCAACAGUGCAGAGCCAGCAGGGUCAUCAUCAGGUUCCUGUUUCUGAGAUUAUGGAAACUAGCUGCAUCCAUUUUUAAAGCCAAGUCAUAGAUGCAUUUAGGCCAAAUUUUAACUUAAAAUAAGCCUUGCACAUUUGACACACAAAAUCAAAAGCAAACUAGUUAUAGAUCUAACAGUUAGAUGAGAAAAAGAGACACAAGCAGAGACUCUAGUGAAACAGGCUGCCGGCCUACAGGGAAGUGUAUUUCUGGGAAUAUCCUGCUGACCACAAUGGGGUAGCCUCCAUCCUGUCGUGCAAAC